AGGUGCAUUUUCUUCACGGUAAAGAAAGAAAGGCUUCUAUUAUUUUUUUGGGUGGAGGCUUGCCCCGAGGCAACACUGGUUCUCACAUGAGGCCCGGGAGCCUCCACGCUUUGGAAGCCAGUCCACGUUUCCUAGGCGAUAAGACACCCAGGCCAGCCUCCUCUGGCCAUUAACAGGCGAGGUAACCAAUGGAGAGGGACUUGGGAUGCUGAUGGGAGGGGUCAGAACGUCUGUUUUCCGCUAAAGGCUUCUGCUUGGGGUUUCUUAAUGCACAGCCUGAGUUGCCCUGGAAUCGGCUGGUGGCAGACACCUCCGCCCCCCACGCCCCCCCCCCAGGAUGGGGGACCCGGCCUAGGAGGAUCCACAAGGCCACGGUGAUGAGCUGCCCCGCGUUCGGCAAGGGCGAGGUGCCAGAGCGCGGGAGACGCCGCCGUUGGUACAAGGCUGCUCCGCGGCGCUCAAGGGAGGCCAGGUGGUUCGCAUCUGCAGACCCCUCUCCGGGUGUACAGUCUCCGGACCCCCACUCCCUCCCCCCCCCCCACCCCCAACUCGGGAGAAGCAGUUCCUGCGGUAGGGAGAACUGGGUUUAGCGAUUGCCACCGCUGGGACCUGGGCAUCCCGGGAAUCCGAGUCCUUUGAGGCGGUCUUGUUCGGAACUACAUUUCCCAGAAGGCCGCGCGGUGAUCGAAAGCUCCGCCAACCUAUGAACGGACAGGGCUUCUGGUCGCCGACACUGAGUAGCCAAUGGUAAUGAAACGGGGGCGGUGUUUUCCGGCUGCGGGCGCUCGAGCCCAGAGUCCCACCUGUGUCCCCACAGCCUUGUCACGAAUGCCGGUCGGGUUCGAGGAGGGACCGCCUGGGGCUUUGUGGGCCGGGUGCGGCUCGGCGGUGGAGGCCUCUCACUUCCUGCUCCAUCCCCGGCCGGGCCGGGCCGAAUGGUACCCAGAACUUCUCAGGUUCUGCAUAAUCCGUUCCUUGAGGUUGACACCAAAUCGACAAACCGGGAAAAGUCAGCAGUUCUCAUAACUGAUGUGAGUAUAAGCAAGUCCACAAUUUCCUCGCUUGCCCAGGAAGAUGUAGCCGGAGAGCUUUUUGCAAAAUCAAGUCUCCCAACCUCCGCCUCCCCCCCCCCCCACUGUACACUCUCUUCUUUGUUUAUCUUGUCCAUCAUAGACAAUGUGUUCCUCAAAAGGUUAAUGUUUCUUGUAGACGUGUUUGGGAGCUCUGGGCUUGACUUUGUGAUGUGAAUAUUGGCCGAGGGAAGGCUAAUGUAAAAACAGGGAACUGAUGACUCUCAGUGAUGUGGCUGGGGACUUCAGGGAAGAAUGGGUGCCCUGGACCCUGCUUGGAGAAUGCUCUUCCGGAUUGCCACCCAGCCCACUUAGAAGAAUGGGCUCUCCACCGGAUUUCCAGACCGAGUGUGAUCUCCCAGCUGGAGCAGAAAGAAGAGCCGUGGGUGCUACCACUCCAGAAUUUCGAGGCAAGAGGGAUCCUAAGGGAAAGUCACACAGACUUUGAGAACCAGGUGACAAAACUCAACCGGGACAUUUCAGAAAUAGCAGAACAAUGUGGAACAUCCUCAGAAAGGGCCAGUAAGGAUAUUUCUCAUACUCCUAGUUGGGGAGAAAACUGGAAGAGGGACCUUGAGUUGGAAGGGGAACAUGGGACCCGCCCAGGAGAGGGCCAGCCCGGGUCCUUUCCACAAGAGAAAGAUUUAAACGAGCACCUGGAUGGCUAUGCAGGAAAGAGGCCUGUGUGCUCAGAAUGCGGGAAAAGCUUUAACCAGAGCUCCUAUCUCAUAAGACACCUGAGAACCCACACAGGUGAGAGGCCUUAUAAAUGCAUCGAGUGUGGGAAAGGCUUCAAACAGAGUUCAGACCUUGUCACCCACCGCAGAACGCACACAGGAGAGAAACCUUAUCAGUGCAGCGGCUGUGAGAAAAAAUUCAGCGACAGCUCUACGCUCAUCAAGCACCAGAGAACCCACACAGGCGAGAGACCCUAUGAGUGCCCUGAGUGCGGGAAGGCUUUUGGGCGGAAGCCACACCUCAUGAUGCACCAAAGAACCCACACAGGAGAGAAGCCCUACACGUGUCUCGAAUGCCAUAAACGCUUUAGCCGAAGCUCAAACUUCAUCACCCAUCAGAGGACCCACACAGGAGUGAGACCUUACAGGUGCGGUGACUGUGGGGAGGGUUUUAGCCAGAGCUCAGAUCUGGUGAAGCACCGGCGCACCCACACGGGAGAACGGCCCUUUAAAUGCGCGGAGUGUGGGAAGGGCUUCAGGGACAGCUCUCACUUUGUGGCGCACAUGAGUACUCACUCAGGGGAAAGGCCUUUCAGCUGUCCUCGCUGCCACAAAAGCUUCAGUCAGAGCUCACACCUGGUGACGCACCAGAGGACGCACACAGGUGAGAGGCCGUUCAAGUGUGACAGCUGCGGGAAGGGAUUCGCCGACAGCUCUGCCCUCAUAAAGCACCAACGGAUCCACACGGGGGAAAGACCCUACAAAUGUGGCGAGUGCGGGAAGAGCUUCAACCAGAGCUCCCACUUCAUUACCCAUCAACGAAUCCACUUAGGAGACAGGCCCUAUCGCUGUCCCGAGUGCGGCAAAACCUUCAAUCAGCGUUCGCAUUUCCUCACACACCAGAGAACCCAUACAGGAGAAAAACCUUUCCACUGUAGUAGGUGUGACAAGAGCUUCCGUCAGAAAGCACACCUUUUAUGCCAUCAAAACACCCAUCUGAUCUAGGAAAUGGUCUGCUGCCCCUUCCAGAUUUUCAUUUCUCUGGUCUCCAGGUGCUCCAUGUACAGAAAGCCUGACCCUGGGCAUCAGAGGCUCAGGUUGGGCCCUGGUCUGUCCUCUUUUUCCGUGCUUAAAUGGCGGAGAUAAACCCAUAGGCUCCAAAUAAGAUUCUGAACACAAAA
Hyaena hyaena (striped hyena) is the source of this 2928-nucleotide messenger RNA. It is a transcript of the gene ZNF774, whose product is annotated as zinc finger protein 774. The coding region runs from base 1301 to 2752 and encodes 483 amino acids. The record is from RefSeq and is a predicted model, not a curated record. Gene Ontology annotation, molecular function: DNA-binding transcription factor activity; RNA polymerase II cis-regulatory region sequence-specific DNA binding. Gene Ontology annotation, biological process: regulation of transcription by RNA polymerase II. The transcript is spliced from 5 exons. Lineage: Eukaryota; Metazoa; Chordata; Mammalia; Carnivora; Hyaenidae.